Gekko japonicus is the source of this 342-nucleotide messenger RNA. RefSeq names its product zinc finger SWIM domain-containing protein 4-like. Gene Ontology annotation, cellular component: Cul2-RING ubiquitin ligase complex. The record is from RefSeq and is a predicted model, not a curated record. Lineage: Eukaryota; Metazoa; Chordata; Lepidosauria; Squamata; Gekkonidae. The transcript has a single exon. The annotation marks the transcript as partial.
AUGAAGGACCCCCAGAACUGCGCCCUGCCGGCCCUGACCCUCUGCGAGAAGAACCACGCCGCCUUCGAGGCCGCCUACCAGAUCGUCCUGGACUCGGCGGCCUCGGCCGGCAUGGGCCACUCCCACCUCUUCACCGUGGCCCGGUACAUGGAGCACCGGGGGCUGCCGCUGCGGGCCUACAAGCUGGCCACCCUGGCCUUCUCCCACCUCAGCAUCGCCUUCAACCAGGACACCCACCCGGCCCUCAACGACGUCCUCUGGGCCUGCUCCCUCAGCCAGUCCCUGGGCAAGAACGAGCUGGCCGCCAUCGUCCCGCUGGUCAUCAAGAGCGUGCAGUGCGCC